Messenger RNA from Pyricularia grisea, 2457 nucleotides. RefSeq lists its product as uncharacterized. The record is from RefSeq and is a predicted model, not a curated record. NCBI's taxonomy places the organism in Eukaryota, Fungi, Ascomycota, Sordariomycetes, Magnaporthales, Pyriculariaceae. The transcript has a single exon. The coding region runs from base 1 to 2457 and encodes 818 amino acids.
AUGGCUACGGGGUUGAACAGCGAUGUCGAAAUGUCAGAUCGGAUAAUGUUGACAGAUGAACAAGCGGCUGGGGACAUAGUGCCAAUUUUUUGGCCGCUUCCACCCACCACACCUCCGCCCCCGUAUGUUGGUUCAACCCAGGCGCCAGACGGUUUGCCCGCAACUGGUUCGACGCCCCAGUCUCCUGAGACCGAGACUCCGGCAACACAUAGUGGAAUCGACCUUGCUGUGCAGUAUCUGCUCCCCGCAGAAAUCAGGGGCAAGGAUGCACUUGACGCCAAGAUCUUGCAACGAAUGGACACCAAAUAUGUCCAGACAGUUUCGGGCGAGAUGAUCACAGGCGACACUCUCAUCCUAAUCGACGUUCCUAGGGGUCAUCUACCCAACCGUACCUGCACUGGCUCUUCCUACCCGCAUCAGUACCGCAUCAGGAUUUGUUCAUCAAAACUACGCAGUUGCGGGUUCGACCUUUUCCCACGCCUGUUAGAUGACGAAAAAUACCAGGCCAAAACUUUCCGCCGAUUUGCCGCCAAUCAGACUCGACCACCAGGCGUUACUUACAUUCUUGAUCUUGGUCCUUCCACCGAUGAGGACCUUCAAUCAACCCAGCUGGAAACUCUCAGCCUCUCAAAGGGCUUAAUUCGAUGGCACAAGGCUGCCAAGGUGCCACCGUAUAUCAACGCCGAGCUUGUUGCAGGUCACGACGAUUGUUGCGAAUGCGGCGAUGUAGCUACAGAGGAGCCUACCAAGCCGCCUGCCAAGUCGCCUGCCAAGCCUCCUGUCAAAGGUGAAGGCGGCAAAGGCAGUAUUUGGGACCCUCAAAUUUCCUCGCCCGAGUACAGAAACAUCGAGGAUUACUGCGAGGUUCGUCAUGCUGCCAACGUAGUGCGGUUGCUUCGCGCCAUUGCUGGGGUGCCUGGCUGUCGGUUACCAUUGAACUCAGCCCCAAGAGUUUUCACCAUGGCCGGUCUGGCAAAGCUAUUUGAGCUGAACUUGUCGCACGAGAGCUUAUGGUUGCGGAAUGAGAUGCUAUGCUGGUUUAUCGCGGACAAGAACAGCCAAAUCAUGGAGAUCCUUACCGAAGAAUCGAUUACCAUGGCAUACAACUUGAAGAUUUCCAAGGUUGCGCGUGCCACGUAUCGACUUCUUGUCAGCGAGCACGCCCUCCAGCUUGAGUCGCGUCUCCCAACUCAACGCAGUGGUCACCAUUUCUCAGUUUUUGGGCGUCCACUCAAGGAUAUCAACGAUGAUGCAAUCCAGACAGCGGUUGAGCACGGCGGCCAGGCGCUGUCUGAGCGUGUCUCCGGAAUUGUUCAGCAUCUUGAGUCGGAUAAUGCGCUGCAAUGGCUUGGGAUGAAGCAGUGGCGUGAUUUGGAAUCUGUUGUUCAAGCCAUCGGAAAUCACACGGACCCUUUGAUGUCCAGGAAGACCAAAUUAGACUUGCUAUCUGUGCAAGAAGAGUUUGCUGCUCUCAAGCUUGCACUACUUAAGAUAAUUCGCUGGCAGUUAGGCGACGCGGUUAACCUCGGCAGCCAAAGUACUUUCGAACGUUAUGUCGAGAACCUGAGCUACCACGCGUCUCCUGGUCACGCCGUCAAGUUCACUGAGAUUUGGCAUAAUCUGAACAAGCGACAGAAGCAGCUUACUGCCGUUUUCUGGGAAAACCUGGAAAGAAGUUGGCCGCAUAAGAUUGACAUUAUGCCACAACGCAUCAAUCUUCAGCUAUCAGCUCAGCGCUUAAACAUGGCCAUAAGUGAAAUACCUCAUCCUGGUGUCACAGGGUUAGGAAGCUGGACGUGGUUUUACAGGCUGAAUAUUGACCUAUUGAUAACACAGCUCUAUGAUUCAGUACAGUUCAACGUAUGCGAACCCCUGAGGGGACAGGGUGCCAUAAGUCACGAAAACUCGGAGCUGCAGCUUCUCGCCAUUUCGUCUCAUCUUAUCGUUGGCCUCGACGAAGACGAGAUGCGUUUUCUGCCUCUCUGGGCAGAUGGACUAAAUGAUGGGUCCGGUGGUGUUUACACCAGCACAAUCCCCCCUGACAUGUCAGAUACUGCGCCCAUACAGCCGGGGCCUGGAUACGUCACUGGCCACAGCAGAGCCACGGAGGCAACCAACUCCACCGUCGGUGAUCUUGACCUCGACGAUCUGGAUAUCCAGAGCGUUGCCACAAUGACGGAGACGAAUGCUGCUGGCCGAGCUACGUGCUCUACAAUAGCGCCUUCUUACCAAGUUGGAGGCAGCGAAGAUCUCGACUUUCAAAGCGCGCGCUAUGCCAUUCCCGCCGAACACCAGCCGAUUUCUGUGGGCGUCUUUGGUCUUGUGGACACCUUGGAUGAGGAGUUUCCAGACGACGACUUCGAUUCCCGCUCGAAUUCGACUGCUCAAAAUACACCCACAGCUUCGGUGACCGGCACAGACACCGAGAGCAGAAGCUCUGACUGGGUCAUGACCUGA